Molecule: messenger RNA, 4689 nt
Organism: Drepanopeziza brunnea f. sp. 'multigermtubi' MB_m1
Lineage: Eukaryota; Fungi; Ascomycota; Leotiomycetes; Helotiales; Drepanopezizaceae
Source: RefSeq, a predicted model, not a curated record
AUGAAUGGAAUCUCAAGGAAAGAGCGAUCACGGGCAUUGAGUUCUGCCACGUUAAAUGCACCGCGGAGACCCAGCCCUGUCACAGCGAGACCUAGGGCUGUAGAGACUUCGCAGAAACGAUCUUUCCAUGCAAGCUCGAGUUUCCGAGCGGUCAAGAAUCCUUACAGUGUACUUGGCGUCGACAAAGGAGCCUCAGCUAGCGAUAUCAAGAAGGCAUACUAUGGAUUGGCUAAGAAAUUCCACCCAGAUACCAAUAAGGACCCGACAGCAAAAGACAAAUUUGCGGAGGCUCAAGCUUCGUACGAAUUGCUGUCAGAUCCCCAGAAGAGGGCUGCAUACGAUCAAUUCGGAGCAGCUGCCUUUGACCAAGGUGGCAAUCCUGCUGGACCCGGUGCCGAUGGCGGUGGCCCAUUUGGCGGUGGCCCAUUUGGCGGUGGUGGUGCUGGGGGCUUUCCUGGUGGGUUUGGAGGAGGGUUUGGAGGAGCUGAUUUCAAUUUCGAGGACUUGUUCAAGGGUUUCACAGGUGGACGACGGACCCGAGGGAACCAAAAUCCAUUCCAGGAGGAGGUGCUCGUCGGCGAGUCCAUAGAAGCGCAAGUGCAGAUCUCAUUCGCGGAGGCAGCCAAAGGAACUAGCAAAACGAUCAACAUACAGCCCAUGGCAACUUGCAAGACAUGCUCGGGAAACGGAAUGAAGCCCGGAACGAAGCGAACGGAAUGCCAGUCCUGCCGUGGCACUGGAACUCGGGUUCAUUUCAUGCAAGGCGGCUUCCAGAUGGCUUCAACUUGUGGUGCUUGUGGCGGUCAAGGGGUGUCUAUUCCAAAGGGAGGCGAGUGUAGGCCUUGUUCAGGAAGUGGAGUGGUGAGGGAGAGGAAGUCCAUCCCAGUCGAUAUUCCUGGAGGCAUUGAAGAUGGGAUGCGCCUUCGGCUCGACCGUCAAGGAGAUGCGCCAGCCACUGGAAAUGCCGUCAAUCCAGAUGCGAGGUCUAUCCGCGGCGACUUAUUCGUCCUCGUGAGAGUGGCUACAGAUCCUAAGUACCGCCGCUCUGGCGCUGACAUAUUCUACACGGCAACGAUCCCCCUCACCACCGGGGUCCUGGGUGGUGAAGUCAAGAUUCCUACUCUAGAUGGCGAUGUAAAGGUCAAGGUGGCAACUGGAACUGCAACUGGGGAUAAGAUCACACUUAGUGGGAAGGGUAUGAAGAAGCUCGAUGGGAGAAGAGGGUUAGGAGAUCUCAAUGUCGAGUUCAAAGUCGCUAUGCCGAAAUACCUAAGCGCAAACCAGCGAACCAUUGUCGAAAUGCUUGCGGACGAGCUUGACGACAAAACGGCAAAGCGAAUCAUGAACGUCGGUCGGUCUAGCCCUUCCGAGGAUGACUCUAAACAUGAAGGAUUUCUGAAGUCCGUUUGGAACAAGUUAACGGACCACGGUAGCGAGGGAGGAGACUCAAAAAAGGAUUCCUCAAAGAAGGACGAGAAGGACCCCAAGAAAAGCCCAAUAGGAGGAAACUCCGCUCAAGAAAACAAGUGUUACUAUAUGAACAUGGGGUAUUUGCAUGGUGCCUAUAAGAUACCAGACCCGAACCGCACCUCAAAGCGCUUCCUUGGCCAAUGCAUCGGUAGAGAGGUCACCUCUCACCACCUACCACCAUCUCCCCGGAACGCGGUUUCUAAAGAAGCUCAGGAGAAAUACAUCGCCGACAAAGGAAACAGACGGAGAUCGAUCGAAGAGUUUGCAGAGCGUGUGUUGAAGGAGGACAGGAUGCAGGCACCCAUGAUUUCAGCGCCUCUGAAGGCGACCAACGAGAUUGACUGGAUACAACCUCUAAAGCAACACAUACGCUCCUUCUAUGGAGAUGAUCCAGAGCGGUAUGCGGAAGAGUGCGCGACGCUGAAUCGUUUGCGACAGGAUAUGCGUGGGGCGGGCAAAGACAGUGCUGCCGGGCGAGAUUUGCUCUACAGAUACUAUGGGCAGCUGGAAUUGUUGGACCUUCGCUUUCCCGUUGAUGAAAAUCACAUCAAGAUUUCCUUCACCUGGUUCGACGCAUUUACACACAAGCCCACCUCCCAAUACUCCUUAGCAUACGAAAAGGCCUCCAUAAUCUUCAACAUAUCGGCCGUGUUAUCAUGUCACGCAGCUAACCAGACUCGCUCCGAGGACUCUGGACUCAAAACUGCAUACCACUCCUUCCAAGCUUCUGCGGGCAUGUUCACGUAUAUCAACGAGAACUUCCUACACGCCCCGUCGACAGAUCUAAGCAGAGAUACCGUAAAGACGCUCAUACAAAUAAUGUUAGCUCAAGGGCAGGAGGUUUUCUUGGAGAAGCAGAUUGCUGAUGGAAAGAAAGUCGGGCUUCUGGCGAAACUUGCAAGUCAGGCAGCCUACCUUUACGCUCAAGCAGUUGAGGGAACACAGGACAAUGUCAACAAGGCCAUUUUUGAGAAGGUGUGGCUCCUGGUUGUCCAGAUCAAGUCUAACUACAUGGCGUCGCUAGCUCAAUACUACCAAGCAAUGGCCGACGAUGACGCCAAUUCCCACGGAACAGCCAUCUCACGUCUUCAAGCAGCAGAGGUAGCAGCUAAAGAAUCUAACAAACUCGCAAAUAGCUUUCCAGGAAAUGUACCUGCAAAUUCGAACUUGACUUCGGAAACUGGGUCUACCUUGGUCGAAAUCACCAAGCGCCAGCUUGCAAACGUCCAAGAAAAGCUGUCCGAGUUAGUCAAAGAUAACGAUUACAUAUACCACCAGACUGUACCUGCUGAAGCCGCACUCUCUGUAAUUCCAAAGCUUCCAGCAGCAAAGGCGAUACCUGUCAGUGAAUUGUAUGCUGGACAAGACAUCCAACGCAUCACUGGACCCGACAUCUUCCAGAAGAUCGUGCCCAUGUCUGUUACCGAAUCUGCAAGUUUGUACGAUGAAGAGAAGGCAAAGCUGGUGCGGGCCGAGACAGAGCGGGUUGAGACGGCAAAUAGCGAAAUGGCUGCCAGUCUUGAUUACCUGAGAUUGCCCGGCGCCCUACAGGUACUCAAAGGUGGAUUCGACCAAGAAUUGACAGCCGACGACGAAUUUAGAAGCUGGUGUGACGAUGUGGCCAAUAACGAGAGACCUGGGUCCACUUUUGAAUUCUUACAGUCAAGUAAAGAAAGUAUCUUGGCUGUCUUGGACAGGAGUACAAAACAGCUGGACAUGGAGGAAAGUGUGUGUGAGAAGAUGCGGUCGAAAUACGAAGGAGACUGGACACAGCAACCGAGUUCCAGGCUGACCUCCACUCUGAAAAGCGAUAUCCGGAACUACAGAGACGCUCUGGAGGAAGCUGCUCGAAGCGACAGCCAGCUAUACUCCAAGAUGCGGCAGCACCAGGUGGACUUUGACGAGAUGAGGUCAGCUGGUGAGAUUGGUGAGGCAGAUGUGCUGUUUCAAAAGGCUCUGAUACAGGUUGGUGGCAGAUCGAGGAAUGUUGGCAGCCCCACUGGUGGAGAGGGCAAUCUUCUUGAUGCAGAUUUUGGGGAUCACGGAAUGAGUGUUAUGGACCAAAUCAUGAAGGUUGAGGAGAUUCUGAAGAAGCUGAACCUGAUCAAACGUGAGAGGGGACAAGUGUUAAAGGACUUAAAGGAGAAGAUCCACAACGACGACAUUUCUCAGGUUUUGAUUCUGAACAAAAAGUCCAUAUCCAAUUACGAAGCACAACUCUUCCAAGCAGAAUUAGAAAAGUUCAGACCACAUCAGAGCCGCCUUCUCUCGGCAAACCACAAACAGUCCUCUCUCAUGAAAGAGCUCACAUCAACUUUCAAUACUCUACUUCAAGAUAAGCGAGUCCGAUCAGAACAAAGCAAGUAUGAAAGUAUCACCCGACAACGAUCGUCCGUUAUGUCGAAAUACAAGCGAGUCUACCAGGAAUUCUUGGAUCUCGAAGCUGGACUCCAAGCAGCAAAGCAAUGGUACAACGAGAUGAAAGAUACAGUGGAUAGUCUGGACAAGAACGUGGAGACCUUCGUCAACAAUCGCAGAUCUGAGGGAGCGCAACUCCUGAGCCAAAUCGAGCAAGAACGAAAUCGUAGUGCCAGUGGCGAGGCAGAUAGAGAGCGUGAGCGCCUUCGGGGACUCAUGGAGAGAAUGUCAAUGGACCCUUCCACUUCCCCAUCGACGAAUAAACCAGUGCGAACCCAGUCGCUUGCUUAUAAUUCGACGUCGCCAUCUACCAGAUACCCUCAGACCAACUUUGCAGGCCAGUACCAGGUCCCGACAUCACCACCUCCGCAAUCAGCUCACCCCCAGUCAGCUCAUCCAUCAUUUGGUGGAGCGCCACCAAACGCCUUUUACCCAAGCCAACAUCAAUCAAGGCCAGACCCCUACGCCCAAAAGGUUACACCACAGCCUCAGGACGGCUACAAUCCAGGCAUGUAUCCACCAGUCUCACCUCCUCCAACCCAAACCACGUUCUCGCAAAGCCAGCAGAACUUUGGACGACCAAUGCACCAGCCACAAGGUCAACCGCAAUACCUUCCCCAAGGCUACGUUCCGCCGCCACCUCCCCGGGGUCCCCCACCUCUUGGCCCUCAACAGACAUUCCAGCAACCUGGCGCGCCUUCUAACGGGGAGCAUAACUACGGAAAUCAACAACGUCCAAACUACUCUCAGCAACAGCAGAGUGGUGUUGAUCCGUGGGCGGGGUUGAAUGCAUGGAAAUAG